Messenger RNA from Dichotomopilus funicola, 297 nucleotides. RefSeq names its product 39S ribosomal protein L53/MRP-L53-domain-containing protein. Bases 1 to 297 code for a protein of 98 amino acids. Gene Ontology annotation, cellular component: mitochondrial large ribosomal subunit. The record is from RefSeq and is a predicted model, not a curated record. The transcript has 2 exons. Gene Ontology annotation, molecular function: structural constituent of ribosome. Lineage: Eukaryota; Fungi; Ascomycota; Sordariomycetes; Sordariales; Chaetomiaceae.
AUGAUAACCCGCUUCAUCACCGACGUAACAACCCGCUUCAACCCCUUCUCAACACGAGCCAAGUCAGCACGGCUCUUCCUUUCCUUCCUCCCGCCAACAGCCCGAUCAUCGGGCAUGAACAUCACUACACAACUACUGCCGCGGACAUCGACAGAGCCGAGCUCGCUGGUGGUCAAGUUCAAGGACGGCAAGGUGAUGAACCUGGACUGCGAGACCAUGAAGAUCAAGAGCAUUGUGGAGGAAGUCGACCGGCAUUCGCGUAUGCUGCAGAAGGAGGCGGACUUGGCGGAUGCUUAA